Macadamia integrifolia is the source of this 701-nucleotide messenger RNA. RefSeq names its product transmembrane protein 234 homolog. Lineage: Eukaryota; Viridiplantae; Streptophyta; Magnoliopsida; Proteales; Proteaceae. The coding region runs from base 123 to 530 and encodes 135 amino acids. The record is from RefSeq and is a predicted model, not a curated record. The transcript has a single exon.
CGUCGUCUCACCCAUAAACGUCACCACACGCAACCUAAAGAACCGAACAAAACUGAAACCAGAGAGUAACAGUUAAUUGGUAGUUUGCAGAGCCAAAGAGGAGUCGAUUCCAGUUGAAGAAGAUGCGCGACGUAGAGAAGAUGAUCGCCAUAGGCCUAGUUUGGGGUGUUACGAACUCUUUAAUGCGCAAAGGUGCACUCCUUUGGGAUCAAAAGCUCCAAUCCUCUACUGUAAAGCCUCAGCGACUUCCUCAACUCCAUCGACGGCUACUUGGGCAUUUAAACAAAUGGGUAGACCUCCUCUUAGUUUGGCAAUAUUCCGUCCCUUUCUUGUUAAAUCUAUCGGCCUCUGCCACUUUCUUCGCUGUUUUAAGCGAUAGCCCCAUAUCUCUUGCUGUCCCUGUGACCAAUGCCACGACUUUUGCGGCGACUACGAUAUCGGCUAUGCUUCUUGGCGAGGAGACUCGUGUUGGGUUUGCUUUGUUUGGUACAUUUCUUAUUGUUCUGGGUGUCUGGUUUUGUAUUAUGUGAUGAAGAUCUAAUGGGUUUUUGUAGAAUUGAUUUCAGUGUUUGUAUCGAAAAUUUUACUAGUACCACAAAGCGUUUCGGAUUUGUAGAUCUGAAUUUUCUUUCUAAUGUAAAUGUCAUUAUUUUUCUCCUUUCAGAUUCGUUAACUAAGAGAAUCUGAUAUGGCUCACUAUC